UCCCUCCCUCCAACUGGUACCCUCAUAUCCUCCCCCAGUGGCCAGCAUCUUCUCCCUGAGGGCAGAGGCGUGGCCCCUCACAGUGCCCAGCACCUGCUGGUAUACAGCACAUGCUCAAAUAAUGUGGCCACUCAGUUAACACACAGAAGAACUUGCUCCAAGCGACACGUGGCACAUCUCCUUACAAAAUGCAUCUAUCAUAGCGGCUGUUUUCAGAGGCUUUCCCAAACACAGUGUGAUCUGGAACAAAUUGUGAAGCCCACGAGCCUGGUGAAGCUUUCAUUAUUGAGCACCUGCUGUAGACCUCCUUGAGCUGAGGAGAGGGAUCAAGAGCUCAUGGCCAAGAGGGGACCAGGCCCACCCACAAACACUGUUGAUGUGUGGCCCUGAGCUGUGGCAGGGAUGUGGCAACGCAGAAGGGAGCCAGGGGAUGGGCUCCCAGCAAUCUGGGGGCCACGGAGACUGGUUUGAGUGCAGGGGGAGUGGGCUAGGGCUAGCCCUGGUGGUAAGAUUCACAGGUGUUAGGCUUCUGGGCUGCAGCUGCUCAGUCACCUCCUGGCACUCAGGUGCAUCAGUUCAUUGUCCUCAUGCUAGUGGUGGGGGCAGCCCUAAUGCACAGGGUCUGAAACAUGCUCAGGUGUACCUGCAGUGUGUGAGAGGAAGGAGGCUGGAGAAGGUGGGCGUGGCCACCUCGCCAGGUGUGGGUCUUGAGGGAACUUCUGCCUCCUUUCAGGUGGCACAGAAUGUGGCCCUGUACACAGGCGACCCCAACCUGGGGCUGGAGCUGUUUGAGGCAGCUGGAGACAUCUUCUUCAAUGGGGCCUGGGAGCGGGAGAAAGCCGUGUCCUUCUACCGGGACCGGGCCCUGCCCCUGGCAGUGACUACGGGCAACCGCAAGGCGGAGCUACGGCUGUGCGACAAGCUGGUGGCACUGCUGUCCACGCUGGAGGAGCCCCAGGAGGACUUGGAGGUUGCCCACAUGGCCCUAGCACUCAGCAUCACUCUGGGGGACCGGCUGAACGAGCGCGUGGCCUACCACCGGCUGGCCGCCCUGCACCACCGACUGGGCCACGGCGAGCUGGCGGAGCACUUCUACCUCAAGGCCCUGUCGCUCUGCAACUCGCCGCUGGAGUUCGACGAGGAGACCCUCUACUACGUGAAGGUGUACCUGGUGCUCGGUGACAUCAUCUUCUACGACCUGAAGGUGGGUGGGGAGGUGCAGGGCUUGGGGUAUUCCCAGCCCCUUGGAGUGGGAUCUCCACCCAGACCCCAGAGGCCUGGGUUCCAGCCUUCCUUAGGAAUGGCUCAGUGGCCUCCCUGGAGCUCUGCACCCAGCUGGAGGAGCCGGCAAAGUUAGUAGAUACAACCCAGCUCCCAAGAUGGCCAGGCCCCACCCUCAAGAAGUCAGUCUCAGCCAGGGAGGCUGACACAUGAGCGGGCAAUGGUGGCCUCUGGGUAAAGAAGGGGGAUUGUAGUCAGGGGGGCCCUCCUGGAGGAGGUGACACCAAAGCUGAGUCUUGACAGUCAAGUGUCAAGUUGCAUUUAACAAAGAAAACAGGGUGGGGAGAAGGACAUUUCUGAGGACGGCAUCAUCCUCACAUGGAAUCCACGUUGUAAGAUCCAACCCAAAUCCCAGCGCCUCCUCUAGGAAGCCUGCCCAGGGUGCCAGCCCGCACUGAGCAACUCCUUCCUGGAGUCCCGAGACACCUUGAAUCUUCACAUCACCCAGGAAGGGUGGGGUGGGGCCGGUGUCUUACCAUCUGCUUCACAGACGGAAACCCCAGCUCAGGGCAGGUGCAGUGGGGCCGGGCCCCAGCCAGCCGGGCUGAGGCCUUGCUGGGUCGGGUCUGUCUCGAGGGGAGGUGCUGGGACCUGGGCUCCCUCUGACCCCAGCCCUGCAGGGCUGGAGAGCUGGGACUGGCAGACUCGGACCUGGGGUGUCUCCACCCCUCUGCCCAGCAGGCACCCGCCCCUCCUAGCAUCGCACCGGCACCGCGUCAGUGCUCCUUAUGGGCUGAGGGGCCAGGGCACGCCAGUCCAGGGACCGAGAUCUUGGGGGCCUUAGAACAACAUGAGGAGCUGGGGCAGCCCUAAGACCCCGCCCCGUAUCCCCCACCGCAGGCCUGGGGCUGCCCGGGAGGCCCCCGCCCAGUGCUGGCGACACCUGGUGGU
Cercocebus atys (sooty mangabey) is the source of this 2172-nucleotide messenger RNA. RefSeq lists its product as uncharacterized. Gene Ontology annotation, molecular function: protein binding. NCBI's taxonomy places the organism in Eukaryota, Metazoa, Chordata, Mammalia, Primates, Cercopithecidae. The record is from RefSeq and is a predicted model, not a curated record. The transcript has 3 exons. The coding region runs from base 377 to 1357 and encodes 326 amino acids.